Molecule: messenger RNA, 1346 nt
Organism: Prunus persica (peach)
Lineage: Eukaryota; Viridiplantae; Streptophyta; Magnoliopsida; Rosales; Rosaceae
Product: CASP-like protein 4A3
Exons: 3
Coding region: 157-1068 (303 amino acids)
Source: RefSeq, a predicted model, not a curated record
CACGUGGCCUAAUCCCCACAGCGCCAAAACGCGAAAUUAAAGACUCCAAGUCCCCACAACCAUCACUUCUAACUUUCUUUCUCUUUCUCUCCGUUUCUCAGUUCCCAAACGCACUUCUUCCCACUCAAUAAAAUCUUGAAAAGACAAUAGGCGCCAAUGGAACCCCAAUCCCAAACCCAACCCCAACAACAAAACCAGAACCAGAAAUCCAAGCCAAACAUGAACAAGUCUUAUUCGAUGAACUCGGACGACUCGCCGCUCCGCUUCCACUCCCCGAUCCGAUCCGACGCCGGCGACCCGCCCGAAACUCCGCCCUACGAGUCUCCCGAGAACUCGCCAGAGAGGCGGGUGGACAACUCCAAGGCGAUCAUGGCCGUCGACAAGUUCACCCAGUACUCGCCGCUCCGGCCUCAGAAACCGCCGGAGAAUGCUAAGGCGCCGUCUCCUGUGGUGGUGUACAACCGGUCGAUGAGGGAGGACAUGGCGCCGUCGGUGUCGAAGGUGGGGCCUGUCGUUGGAGCCAACGGCGGCGAAGACGUCGUCAACGGCGUCAUUGGAGGUGGGAGAUCGAGGGGGAUAACUUCGACCCGGCCGAAGAGAGGAGAUAUGGUGAAGACGGCGGCGCUGGGGUUUAGAGUGAGCGAGGUGGUGCUGUGCUUGAUUUCGUUCUCGGUUAUGGCUGCUGAUAAAACUCAGGGGUGGAGCGGCGACUCCUUCGAUCGCUACAAGGAAUACAGGUAUUGCUUAGCUGUGAAUGUUAUUGCAUUUGUAUAUGCUGCCUUUCAGGCUUAUAAUCUAUCCUACCAUCUAGUCACGCGGAAAUAUGUGAUCCGCCACCAUCUUCGUCGCCACUUCGAUUUCUUCAUGGAUCAGGUACUGGCAUAUCUUCUGAUUUCAGCAUCAUCAUCUGCAGCCACUCGGGUUGAUGACUGGCAAUCAAAUUGGGGUAAAGACGAGUUCACGGAGAUGGCCACUGCUUCGGUCAGCAUGGCCUUCCUGGCUUUUGUUGCCUUUGCACUUAGCUCCCUCAUCUCUGGUUACAAUCUCUGUACCCAUGACUCUGCAUGACCGCAACUAUAACCAGCCGCCCGUAGACUAAGUUUUCAAUUUCUCAUGUUGUGAGAAGAUAAUUAUAGAAUGUGAAUGAAAAAUUAUUUUUUUGAAUUUUGUUUGUACAGCUUCAAACAGCAUGUUUUCCUCCCAUAGCGAUUCUACGGUCAGUGUAUUCUGGCUCUUUAAAUCUUUUAUGGAGAGAGCAUAGCUUAUAUAUAUGUUGUGGAUUUUGUACAAGUUUGCAACUUCUAAGAAGAAUAAAGUUCAUCUUUGCCAACUGGGGUCUAGCUCGG